This is a messenger RNA of Fragaria vesca subsp. vesca, 1138 nucleotides long. Its product is annotated as salt tolerance protein-like. The transcript is spliced from 3 exons. Gene Ontology annotation, molecular function: zinc ion binding. Gene Ontology annotation, cellular component: nucleus. Lineage: Eukaryota; Viridiplantae; Streptophyta; Magnoliopsida; Rosales; Rosaceae. The record is from RefSeq and is a predicted model, not a curated record. Gene Ontology annotation, biological process: regulation of DNA-templated transcription; photomorphogenesis. The coding region runs from base 160 to 876 and encodes 238 amino acids.
GGAGCUCUACAGCCACAAGAAUAGACGCAGGAACCUGGUGGGCCCCAGCAGCACCAGCAGCACCACAUGUUUCUCCUGUCAAAAUUCUAUUUCUCUUGGUUUUGAUACGCAGAUCCAAACCCUUAUCAUCAUCCUCAUCCUCAGCUUUUGCCGGUGGCCAUGAAAAUUCAGUGCGAUGUGUGUGAGAAAGCUCCGGCGACGGUGAUCUGUUGCGCUGACGAGGCGGCCCUGUGUGCCAAAUGCGAUGUGGAAGUGCACGCAGCAAACAAACUCGCCAGCAAGCAUCAGAGGCUUGUUCUUGAAUCUCUCUCCAACAAGCUCCCUAGAUGUGAUAUAUGCCAAGAUAAGGCUGCUUUUAUCUUCUGCGUUGAAGACAGAGCCCUGUUUUGUCAGGACUGUGAUGAAUCAAUUCAUUCAGGAAAUACCCUCUCUGCCUACCACCAGAGGUUCCUCGCCACCGGAAUCCGCGUUGCUUUGAGCUCCGCCUGUAAUAACAAGGACGCUCAAACAUGUAGCUUAGACCCACCCAAUCAAACUACUUCACACCUAGUUUCAACCAAACUGCCUAAUUCUCUCUUCUCGCCUCCUUGGGCGGUUGAUGACUUGCUCCAGUUAUCAGAUUUCGAAUCUUCUGACAAGAAAGAGUCGCUUGAGUUUGGAGAGCUUGAAUGGAUGGCAGAUAUGGGUCUUUUUGGUGAGCAGUUUCCUCAGGAGGCUUUGGCAGCAGCUGAAGUACCUCAGCUUCCAGUAUCACAAUCUAGCAACUAUACAUCAUAUAGACCCCCGAAAUCAAACAGUCCCUACAAGAAGCCUAGGAUUGAAAUCCCAGAUGAUGAUGAUGAGCAUUUCACUGUUCCUGAUCUUGGCAUAUUUUAGACAUGUAUCAACUGGAUGUGUUAGUUGAUAGGUUGAUGAAUUAUGCAUGUUUAUACUUUGAGUGAAUACAUACUAAUAUGUAUUGAUGUAUGUAUGAAAGAAUUUACCAUGCACUUCAUGAUUUUAAGAUCUUGAGGUAGUAAAUUUUGUACUUUAGGGGACUUGCUUUCCCCUUCUGUGCUUUGUUUUACUGGAUCCAUUUAUAUGUAAUCUUGCCUGCUUGGCAGUAAGACAUAUAAUGAGAGAGGCACAUGCCUGUUAU